Molecule: messenger RNA, 9120 nt
Organism: Eimeria acervulina
Lineage: Eukaryota; Apicomplexa; Conoidasida; Eucoccidiorida; Eimeriidae
Exons: 8
Coding region: 1-9120 (3039 amino acids)
Biological process (GO): regulation of transcription by RNA polymerase II
Cellular component (GO): SWI/SNF complex; nucleus
Molecular function (GO): transcription coregulator activity
Source: RefSeq, a predicted model, not a curated record
AUGCAGCGCAGCAGCAGUCUGCUGCGCUGCUGCUGCUGCUGCACUGUCGAGCAGCAGGAUGGAUCUCCAUUGUGUGUAAAGUGCUGCGGCAGCAGCAACAGCAGCAGCAUCAGUAGCAGCAACAGCAGCAGCAGCCGCUGUCGCCGGGGUCGUCCGCAGCAGAGGCAGCAACAGGUUUUGCUGCUGUUACUGCUGCUGCUGCUGUUGCUGUUGCUGCUGCCUCCUGUUGCAGUAAAGGGGUAUCGUUUAGCUGCUCGUACACUCCAGCAGCCUAUAACGCCAAAGUACUUCGCCCUUUCUGCUGCCUCUAGGGGGCCCCGGCAGCAGCAGCAGCAGCAGCAGCAGCAGCAGCAUGAAAGAGUCCAGCAGCAGCAGCAGCACCAGUAUACAAACGUUUUGUUGCUCGAAAGCUCAUCAGGGAUUGCUGCUGCCUCUGCUGCUGCUGCCUCUGCUGCUAGCCCUCCAGAACCAUGCGGCGGCAGCACCAGCAGCAGCAGCAGCAGCCGCUGCAGCAGCAACAGCAGCUGCACCGUACUCCGCAGUGCGAGUAUUUCAGUGCCUGAGGUGGAGCCCGACGAUGCAUGGGAAGGGGACCAGCAGCUGCUGCAGCAACAGCUGAAGCAGCAGCAGCAGCAGCAGCAGCAGCAGCAGCAGUGGGGGGACGACGAGGGUUUUGUCUCUGUCCGAUCUGAGGAUUCCCCUACUCGCAUUUGGAGUUCUUAUGAAGCAGAACUGCAGCAGCAGCAGCAGCAGCAGCAGCAGCAACCUCUACUGCAGCGAGGUUCCUCUAGCCAAUUCUACCCCCGGCGACAGCAGCAGCAGCGGCAGCAGCAGCAGCGGCAGAAGCGGCAGCAGCAGCAGCAGCAGCAGCAGGGGCAAAAUGAGUCUCGGGGUUCAGGCGAUUUGCUGCAUGCGGUGGAGCAGCAAGGCACUUCUUUGGGGCCUCGCGGUGCUGCUGGAGCGUUGAGGAGUAUCAGCCGUUUGCGGCUGCUGCCGCAGCAGCCGCUGCUGCAGGCGCUGCUGUCUCCCCUUAUAGGCAGCAGCAGCAGCAGCAGCAGCAACAACAGCAGCAGCAGCAGCAGCUGGGGAGCGGGAAGGAACAGGUGGAACUUGACGGCUGAAAGCUUAGUUUCUCUGUGGCGAGCAGCAGACGACAUGCCUGUCCUGCAGCGGCAGCAGCCGCUGAUGCAACAGCUAAUCGAGGACACAACGGAGCGGCUUAACCAGGCAGCAGCAGCAGCAGCGGCCGCAGCAGCAGCAGGAGAAGCAGCAGCAGCUGCUGCUGCUGGAGACGUUGAAGAACUGCUGCCGCAGCACGCGGUGUCCGUCGGCCGCUGCGCUGCUCGCAUGCGGCUGGGAUGUACGUACACCUCGUUAACUAAGGCCCUCAGCAAGUAUGUCUGCACAUACCUGGCUGUUGAUACACCGCUGCAGCAGCAGAAGCAGCAGCAGAAGCAGCAGCAGCAGCAGCAGCACAGAGCAACGCGCAGGGACAGGUUCCUCGCCUUGUCAAAGUGUCUCUUCGCGAUUGCUCGGCUAGAGCAGCAGCAACAGCAGCAGCAGCAAGAGCAGCACAAACAGCAGCAGAACGAGGAAAGGCAUUGCGUAUUUGCUUCCGAGGAUCUGCAGAAGCUGCUGCUCUUAGCUGCAGCAGACGUCAAGCUGCUGCAGCCGCAGGAAAUGCCCCUGUUGCUUGCUGCAGUAAACUGCUUGCUGCAGCAGCAGCAGAAAGGACUUAGCAGCGCCGAAGCAGCAGCGGUAGCAACAUCUGCUGCUCCACCGUCUCUCCAGGCAGCAGCAGCAGCGUUUGCUGCUGGCUGCCGCGCUGCUGUGCUGCAGCAGCUGCAGCAGCAAAAUAUCAACAAGGGGGAGACAGCUCUUCAGCUGCUGCUGCAUCUUCACGUCUUGCAUGCGCGUUGCGGUUUGCUGCCCACGGGCUCUGCUGCUGAUCCUGCUGCUGCUGCUGCUGAUCCUGAUACUGCUGCUUCUGCAGAAUGGCUAGACGUUGCUGCAGCUCUUGCUGCUGCUGCGGAGGCCUUGGUGUUAGGGAAGCGCUCAGAGACAGCUGCUGCUGCAGCAGCAGCGAGAGACACACGGGGGUCUCCCCAGGGAGCUGCAGCAGCAGCAGCAGCAGAGGCAGCUGCUCUCGAUCGUUUGCUGCAACAGCAGGGUGUAGCCAUGCAGCAGGACAUUGUUGCUGCUGCGCCGUUGCUGCUGCAGCAUUACAGUAGGGACUCAGCAGCAGCAGCUGCUGCUGCUUCCAAGCUGCGAGCAGCAAGCGCAGCAAAUGCUGUCGAGGGAACAUUUGCUGCUGCUGCACGGCAGCAGGGAAAAGAACUCUAUCGAGCUAUUGUUGCUGCUGAGUCUGCUGAAGAGGUGCUGCAGCUCGUCGCAGCAGCAGCAAAGCGGGGCCGGGAGCAGCAGCAGCAGCAGCAGGAGCAGCAGCAGCAGGGUGUUGGCGAGUCUGGAGGAGGAGCAGAGGGCGAGGGAACAGGAGGAACUGCUGCUGCUGAUGAUGGAGAAGCAGCAGCAACAGCAGCAGCAGCAACAGCAACAGCAGCAGCAGCAGCAGCAACAGCAACAGCAGCAGCAGAUGGGGAUGUACCGCCCGGCUUGGACGGUCAAACCAUAACGGCAGCACUGCACCAAAUAGCCCUGUACUCGCAGCAGCAGCAGCAGCAGCAGCAGCAGCAAGGGCGGUUGCUGCUGCUGCUGGACGAAAGGAUGCUGCUGCUGCUGCAUGCAGCAGCAACACACAUCCCUAGAGCUGACGGCAGCAUCACUCGCAUUUCGUGGGCGCUGCAGCGGAUCGGGUUAUUGGGGCGUCUCCCUGUGCUGCUGCAGCAGCUGAAGGUGCAGCAGCAGCAGCAACAGCAGCUGGUGUCUCUCUUGAACCGUCUGCAAAAGAAUUUGCUGCUGCGGCUGCAGCAGCUCUGCGAGCAGCAGCAGCUGCUGCCGCAGCAGCUUGCUGCUGUACUCCGGGUGCUUGCUUUACUGACAGAAGAAGGGGACGCAGCAACAGAAGCAGCAGCUACAGCAGCAGCAGCACCAGGAACAAUCGGCGUCGAGCAGGAACAGCAAGCAGCAGGGGGUGCUGCUGCAGCAGAUGCAGGCUUAGCAGCAGCAACACGGAGCCCGCGUCUUGCUGCUGCUAUAUGCGGCGCACUGCUGCAGCAGGUGCAGCAACUGCAAGCAGCAGAAGCUUCAUCUGUGCUGCUGGCCUUAGCAAAGUUAAGGUGGUUGGUGCUGCCAACCGCGCAGCAGCAGCAGCAGCAGCAGCAGCAGCAGCAGCAGCAGCAGCAGCAGGUGCCACUGCAGCGGCUCAUUCGAGAGCAGCUUCUCCCUGUGCUGCUGCAGCGCAUGCAGCAGCUGCUGCCCGUGUGCAAUACGCAGAGUAUUGCUGCUGCUCUGUGGGGCGUUGCAGUGCUGCAGCAGCAGCACGAGCUGCUGCAACAGGAGCAGCAGCAGGAGGAGCCGCUGCAGCAGAAGCAGCAACAGGAGUUGCUGCAGCAGAAGCAGCAGCAGCUGGGGGUACUGCAGCAGCAGCACCAGCAACAUCAACAACAGACCCACUCCGACGCUGCUGCUGCUGCCUCCGUUCAAGCCUCAGUAGCUAACUUCGUUGCUGCUGCAACACAGCAGCUGCAGCAGCAGCGGCUAGUCCCUAGAGAAGGAGCUCGGUGCCUCACGCUGCUGGUGCAGGCUUUUGCGCAGCUGGCGCCGCUGCUGCUGCAGCAGCAGCAGCAGCAGCAUUCUCUUCAGCAGCAUCAGAUGCUGCUGCUCGAGGUCGUGCAGACGGCAAUAAAACGCGUUUCUGCUGGCGAAGCUGUUGCAGUGCAGCAAGCCGGGCAGCAGCAGCAGCAAAGGCAGCAGCAGCAGCAGCAGCAGCACCGGCGUGUUGUUAUUGAUCUACUGGAUUCGGUGUUGCAGCUGCUGGCUCGUUUGACGCAACUGUACGUGCAGCCUCGAGCAGCAGUAGGUGCUGCUGCUGCUGCUGCUGCUGGCGCAUCGAAUGCUGUUGCUGUACAUCAGCAGCCAGCUGAUGCUUUUGCUGCUGCUGCAGCAGAAGCAGCAAAUGCCGCUUGGUUUGAGGGAUUGUGCGGGGCGCUGCAGGAAGCAGCAGCAGCAGUGAUAGAAGCUGUUACGCAGGAGCCGGCGCCGCAGCAAGAGCAGCAGCAAGAGCAGCAGCAGCAAGGGCAGCAGAAGCAGCAACAGGAAGAAGCGCAGCAGCAGGAGCCUGAAUUUCUUUCCUAUCGGGUUGCCAGCAGGCUGCUGCAGUCUGUGCUGUCUGCUGCUGCUGCACUGCCGCACGCCUCAGGUGUAGAUACACCCAACAGCGUCGAAGGCUUCAAUGCAGCAGCAGCGCUGCGGUUGCUGCUGCAGGCAGCUGAGCAGCUGCGGAGAACAUCCAUAAGACAGCUUGCAGCAGCAGCAAAAGAGGAAGCAGCAGCUGCUGCUGUUUUAACAGAAGCAGCAAAGGCAGAAGCACCCAAGACAGAUCGUGCUAUGGCUGCUGCUGCUGCUGCUGCUGCUGCCUAUACACCCCAAAGGCAGCAGUUGGUGAAAACUGCUCUGCUGGCACUAAGUGCAGCACGCCGCCUUGAUGGGUUGCAGCAGCAGCAGCAGCAACUUCAAGCGAGGUCAGCAGCAGGAGGAGCAGCAGCAGCACCAGAAGAGCUGCACUCCCCAGCACCUGUCCCCACAGCAGCAGAAGCAGCAUCAGCUGCAGCAGCAGCAAUCCAGAAGGGCUCUCUGGCCUUAGAACUCGUCAUGCAUUUGCUGCAGUUCGUGCCUCAUACCUCCACUGAGGUGCUGCUGCUGCUGCUGCCAGAAGCGCAUCGCCUUGUGCAGCAGCUGCAGCUGUCCGCUCAGUUUCUGCAGCAGCAGCAGCAGCAGCAGACGCAGCAAAACCCUGCAGAUCAGCACCUUAUCCAAAGCUUUAAGACCUCCCAGAGAGGUCGAUAUGCUGCUGCUGCUGUUGCUGCUGUUGCUGCUGUCUCGCGUCGCCCUGCGGCUUCGCGGUCUCGUGGAGCGGCAGCAGCAGCGGCUGCUGCAGCAGCUGCGGCUGCUGCAGCGGAGCAGCAGCUGCAGCUGUUUGCUGCAGCAAUUGGGCGGUGGAUUGAAGGCAACUGGCACAGAGCCGACCCUGCUGUGCAGCAGCUGCUGCUGCAUUUCUUUGUUGACGCCUUGGGGCUGCAGCAGCUGCUGCUGCAUACAGUAGAGCGCCAGGUAAUACACAAGCAGCAGCAGCAGCAGCAGCAGGCGGCGCGGCAGCAGCUGCUGCUGCUGCUGAGGUGGAAGCGCCGCCUGGGACUGCAGCGAGUUGCUGCGCUAUUUGCUGCUGUGGGGUCCAUGCUCCUGCUGCUGCCGCCUCCAGAACAAGCAGCAGCAGCAGCAGAUCUGCUGCUCGCCAUGCAGCGCCUGCAGCUAGACGAGCGUGAGGCUGCUGCUGCUGCUGCACUUCAGGCCGCGGGCAUCGAAAGCAGCAGCAAAAACAGCAACAGCAAACGCAGCAGCAGCAGCAAAAGAAGCAGCAGCAAGAAGAGCAGCAGCAGCAACAAUAGCUGCAGCACCACCAACAACCUUGUAGAUGCACAGCCCUCAGCCCGUCUGCUGCAGUCUCUGCUGCAGCUGCUUGCUGCUGCGGAGCCGCCAGAGCCUUGCUCGCAGCACAAUCCAGAGGACGAGGUGCAGCAGCAGCAACAGCAGCAGCAACAGCAACAGCAGCAACAACACCAGCAGAAGUCGCUCUGGGGUUUGCUGGACUUGAGAACAGCAGCUCGUGCUGCAGUUGCUGCAAAGGAUUUGCUGCAGCAGCAGCAGCAGCAGCAAAUAUCGCGCGAAUCUGCAGCAGAGCUGCUGCAGCCUGCAGCUUCUGACUUGCUGCAGAGAUUGGAAGCUGCUGAUCAUGGAGUCCCUGCUGCUGCUGUUGCUGCUGCUGCAGCAACAGGCCCCACUGCAUACAAGGGCUUAGGCGGGGCAUCUGCUGCUGCUCUGACUGCUGCUGCUGCUGCGCUGCUGCGUCUGAGGCCUUGGCUGCCUGGAGAGCAAGCAAAAGCAGCAACAGCAGCAGCACAGCAAGUGCUGCUGCACCUUUGCAGCAUCACCACGCUGAAACAGCAGCACGAGCAGCAGCAAGCAACCCAGAUCGCUACCGCAGCAGCAGCGCUUCUUCGUGAGUUGCCACUGCUGCUGCAACGGGGAGCUGCUGCUGCUGCAGCCACAGGUGCAGCAGCUGCCGCUGCUGCACCUACAACGUCCGGGAUGCUGCUGCGUUCUCCUGAGAGCAGCAGAAUCUUUGCUGCUGCAGCAAAGCUGCUGCAAGACGCCCGUCGUUAUAUUCAUUUGCUGCAGUGGGGUCACCUGCUGUCUCUUGCUCAUGCUGCUGCUGCGGUAGGGCUGCAUGCAGCAGCAACAGUUGCUGCCGGGCCUGCAGCAGCAGCAGCAGCAGAUGCAUGCGAGGCCCUGACAGCAGCUGCAGCACUGCUGCGGCUCUGCUGCAGCAGGAUGCACUUCCCUGCUGCUGGUGCAGUGGUGGCUGCUGCAGCACCAUUGGGCAAGCUGUUUGCUGCCGUCGAAAAACUGCGGCCCAUUGCAGCAGCAGCAGCAGCAGCAGCAGCAGCAGAAGCAGCGCCAGAACAAGCAGCAGCAGCAACAGCAGCAGCACUAAGCAAUGUCCUAAAGGACAUCGACGCAACACGCAGCGCUUUGUCUGCUGCAGCGCAUGAGCUGGUGCUCUCCUCUGCUGGAGCAGAAGCAGCAGCAGCAGCGGCAGCUGCAGCAGCAGCAGAAGCGGAAGCAGAAGACGAUGCGAGCAUACUAGACAUCAAAUUGUUGGGUGCUGUUGCUUCUGCUGCUCCUGCUGAUUCUGCUUCUGCUGCUUCUAAGGGGGCUGAUGAGCUGUGGAAGGCAGCAACACAUGCGCUGCAGCAGCAGGCUGCAGCAGUAGCAGCAGCAGAUGCGUUAGCGUGGUGCGAUGCUGCUGCUGCUGCCAGCAGCACGGGGUUGCUGCAGCAGCGGUUUGAAGCAGCAGGAAGAACUGCCGUAGGGGCAGCAGCGGCAACAGCAGCAGCAGCAGCAGCAGCGACACCAGCACCAGCGGCAGGAAGAAAGGCAGAAAAGCGUGGUGCUGCUUCUGCUGCUUCUGCUGCUGCUGCUGCUGCUGCUGCGUGGCAUAGCUUGCAGCGAGCUCUACGGCUGUGGGAGGGACCCGCGGCACCGCGGCUGUCUGCUGCUCUUCGCCUCAUGAAAGGCAGCCGCCAUGCUGCUGCUGCUGCUGCUGCUGCCGCAGCAGAUGCGGAGGCUACAACCGCGGCCGACGCUGCACCUGGGGAGCUACCAGCAGCAACAACAGCAGCAGCAACAGCAACAGAAGCAGCAGUAACAGCAGCAAAAACAACAAGGUCUCUUGCAAACGACGCUGUCCUCUUCUGGCUUGCUGCAGAGCUUCUCGCAGCAGAAACACAGCAACAGCAGCAGCAGCAGCAGCAGCAAGACCCGGCAUUGACUGCUGCUCGUAGGCAGCUGCUGCAGGCCCUCCUCUCCACGGCGCGUGCAGCUGCACCCAAGAAGAAGACAGCAUCAACGGCUGCUGCUCGGCGUCUAGCUGUGCUGCUGCUGCUGCUGAUGGCGGCAAACCGCUUGGGGGCGUUUGAGGCCCUGCACUGGCAAUCGCUGCAGCAGCAGCAGCAGCAGCAGCAGCACGCAGCAGCAGAGGAGGAAGCGAAACUGCAACGCGAUCUGUUUCAGGUGCUGCUGCCUUCUCUGGCAGACAGUUUCUCUUCUCUCCUCUCGAGGCAGCAGGCGCAAGACCCAGAAGCAGCAGCAACAGCAGCAGCAGCAGCAGCUGCUGCUGCAGCAGCGCAGACGUUGCAUUUGCUGCGGCAGGCCCGGGCAACGCACGAGCCGCUGCUGCUGCAGUUAGCUGCAGUUAUUGACCGUGCAGCAGCAACAGCAGCAACAACAGCAACAACAGCAACAGCAGCAGAAGGCUCCCAAGCAGCAUUAUUUGCUGCUCUUAUGCGUGCGCUGCAGCUGCUGGCAGAUGCUGCAUGCAGCCAGGAGGCGGGAGGAGGCCUCACCGCUGUUGCUGCUGCUGCGCUGCGCCUCGCAGCGGUGUUGCAGCAGCAGCAGCAGCAGCAACCCCUGCCGCAGACCCUCCGCGUGCUCCGGCUCGCUAUCACUGCACAGUUUGCUUCCAGUGACGCACCAGAGCAGCAGCAGCAGCAGCAGCAGCAGCAACAGCAGCAGCAAGGACAUUACAGAGGGUGGGACGCAGCAGCUUCUGCUGCCUAUCGGGCGCUUCUGCAGCAGGCAGUCGAGGAAGCAGAGCCCAUGCUGCAGCAGCUGCAUGCAGCAGCAGCACGUGCUGCACCGCAUGCAGCAGCAGAUGCUCUUACAGAGGAGCUGCGGCAGCUGCAGGGGUGCGGCAUUCCUCUGCUGGGGGUGCUUGACAGUCUCAACAAGAUUCGCUUACUACACUGCAGCACAGGCAUGCACCAAGGAGACAGCAGAGGGAGAGACAAACAGCAGCAGCAGCAGCAGGGCGUGCUGCAGCGCGCUGUUGCGCCUAUUGCUGCUUCGUGCUGCAGCAAGCUGUUUGCUGCAGCAGACUGGCGGCUGCUGCUGAGCCGCGCCUUUGCUCUGGCGGGGGACGGCAGCCACCAGCUGUCUCCUCUUCACAAGGAGGUGAGUGCUGCCUUGCAUGCGCUGCGCCUCCCCCACACUAACGAAGCAUGGACAGAAGACGGCCUGCUGCUGGAUAUGCUGCUGCUGCAGCAGCAACAACAGCAGCAACAACAGCAGCAGCAACAGCAACAACAGCAGCAACAACAACAGAAGAAUCAGCAGCUAGCAAUAGAGGCGGACGGCCCGCUGCACUUCGUCUGGCGCUGCCCUGCACCGCAGCAGCAGCAGCAGCAGCAGCAGCAAUAUGGCCUGACAGCUUUAACGGCCCUGAAGAGGUUCUUGCUGCAGCAGUGCAGCACUCCCUUUGUUGCUGUCGACACCUGGCGCUGGGCAACGCUCAGCAGCAGCAAGGAAAAGCAGCAGUUCGUGCUGCAGCUGCUGCAGCAGCAAAACCAGCAGCAAAAGGACUUGCUGCAGCAGCAGCAAGACUAG